UGUAGGAAGCUCACUAGGAAAUUAGAGAGCUUAUUUCUCUUUUAACAUAAUAAAUGGGAGGGAAUUCAUUACAUCACCACCAUCCAUGGCUGCAAAUAAUCACAAUGCAAACAUGUUUGAUGGGAGUUUUACAUCGCUGGACUCGCCGGAUAGUGAUGAUUUCUCAAACAACCUAAUUAACUUUGAGCUUUCUGAUAUACUCGAGAUAGAUAAUUGGCCCGUUCAACAAGCUGAUCCAACGCUCGUACCCCACUACUCAAAUUAUGCAGCAAACCAAGUGGUUAACACCAGGAGUGAGGAACUUAGCAACAAUGUUGGGAGCAGCAGCGAGAGGAAGGAAGUUAAGGACAAGGUUGCUUUCAGAACGCUGUCGCAAAUUGAAAUACUAGACGAUGGAUACAAGUGGAGAAAGUACGGAAAGAAGAUGGUGAAAAAUAGUCCAAACCCGAGGAAUUACUAUAGGUGCUCCGUGGAAGGUUGUCCAGUGAAGAAGAGAGUUGAACGAGACAAAGAGGACUCUCGGUAUGUGAUAACCACCUACGAGGGUGUCCACAACCAUCAAGGUCCAUCCUCGUUCUGAUGAACAAGAUAUCACUUGAAACUUGCGUACUAUCACUGUAGCUAAAUCAGGCCAGUAAAAUGGGGUCAGACGGGAGCGUCUAUCUGUAACUUAAAAUGUAAUCAAUUAGAACAUUAUUUCAGUUGGCAUGUACUCUUACAUAUCCUACUUCCAACAGGAUUUAUAUAUAUACAUAUAUAUAUAUUUUUUUAUA
Messenger RNA from Solanum dulcamara, 773 nucleotides. RefSeq names its product probable WRKY transcription factor 51. Gene Ontology annotation, molecular function: sequence-specific DNA binding; DNA-binding transcription factor activity. Gene Ontology annotation, biological process: regulation of DNA-templated transcription. Lineage: Eukaryota; Viridiplantae; Streptophyta; Magnoliopsida; Solanales; Solanaceae. The record is from RefSeq and is a predicted model, not a curated record. The coding region runs from base 86 to 580 and encodes 164 amino acids. The transcript is spliced from 3 exons.